This is a messenger RNA of Cornus florida, 714 nucleotides long. RefSeq lists its product as uncharacterized. The coding region runs from base 1 to 714 and encodes 237 amino acids. The transcript has a single exon. The record is from RefSeq and is a predicted model, not a curated record. NCBI's taxonomy places the organism in Eukaryota, Viridiplantae, Streptophyta, Magnoliopsida, Cornales, Cornaceae.
AUGAGGCAACCCUUGGAGCAAGGGGAUAAAAGCAAGCACUGCGCCUACCAUAGGGAUUAUGGGGAUACAACCAAUGAUUGUAGAUCCCUUAGGCGGCAAGUAGAAAACAUGAUAAUCAAAGGUGAGUUGGUAGACUACCUCACACCAAAAGAGUACAUGAAGCCUCAGGAGGUCAAUCCUCGGAAAGUAGAGGGAAAUCAAGUGAAAGUUAUCCAUACAAUACAUGGGAGGUCAGAAGACGACCAAGUGUCUGAAGAGGUGUACCAAUCCAGACUGAGGACAGCUCACAAGCUAAGGAAGUUAUCCUCAGUAAACACUAUCACUUCAGGCAGUAUCAGUAUUGGGUUUGGCAAUGGAGAUUUAUCCAGAGUUCAGCUUCCCCACGAGGAUCCGCUAGUCAUCAGUCUUCUGGUGGCAAAUUGCAUGAUCAAAAGAGUAUUGGUUAACCCAAGUAGCAAUGCCAAUAUUAUCACAAAGGAGGUCUUUGAGCAAUUGGAGAUCCUGUCAUCAUCAAUUCGACCCACCUCUAGUCCUUUGAUGGGGUUCGAUGGCACAAAGGUGGACCCCAUUGGGGUAAUUGAUCUAUCCGUCACUACAUCAAAAAGGACAUUGAAGGAGAACUUUGUUCUAACAGACAUCCACCCUUCUUACAAUCUCAUUAUGGGAAGAGGUUGGAUCCACCGAAUGAACGAGGUUCUGUCCACCCUUUAUUAG